AUCGAGUAACCUUCAAUAUGCACUGUAGAUGUGUCUCUCUCUCUUUCUCUCUCUGUCUCUUUUUAAACGGAAAGAAAAAAAUGUUUUUUUUUUUUUUUUUUUUUAAUCUCAUUUUGCGCACAUACGCACGAAUCAGAUAAUGUUAAAUUCUUUCGUCGCGUCACGCUUCAACUAAAAAUCAUUUGUUGAACGACAGUUCGUUAUUAUAGCAGUUUGGUACUCUCGGAGGAAUUCCUCCAGAUUGAUCUGGCCUCGUUCGAUAUUCAUCGUUAAUUCGAUCUCUCACAUUUCUACGUGCAUAUGUUAUUAAUUGUGUACACGACCGAACACGCACGAAUUUCGCAAACAACGUCAAUUUGCGAAGUUGUGUAUAUAUGGAGUUAAAAAAAAAAAAAAAAAAAACGGGAGGGAACUCCUUACACUCCGUGCGCAAACUGUCACGAAAGGGUUAAAUGUUGUUUAAAAAACUUCGGUUUAUAUAAAGAGAAAAGAUUGGAUAUACCCAGUAACGUUUCCGAGUCCGAUAUAUUUCACAUCUGAAUGCAAUUAUGCGUUGAAAAGAUGCCAUCCGAAACAAAUGCUAUGUCCAAGCAGGAAGAGGACACAGAGAAAUCCAAUGAGCAGUCCGUUAAUCUAAUGACUUUAAAUUCGACAAAUCAAGAGUCGAAUUUGGCCGCAAAACACAUAGAUUCUCACUUGUCAAACACCAACAAAUGUGACGAAGUACGCGCGUCAGAUCUAAGAACAAAAUUCUUCUACGCAACCGGUUGCGAUGCGGUUUCUUCUUCAAGCGGUUGCUCCGUGACCACGAAUAAUUUGCUGCAAGCAGAGAGUUUGUGUCUGCAAGACGAAACAGCAGACUCAAAACUCGAUAACGAAACUAUACUAGAAGAAAGAACGUCGGAAGAUACAUCGAGAUUAGAUAAGCAAAUUGAAGCGAGCAAUAAGGAUGACGCAGAUACGUGCAAUGAUACAGUACAAAAUUCCAACCACAGAUCGCUUCCUCUCGCCCAUAGAAAUCUCUCCAGAAAGAACUGCUUGUUGACGCAAAAUAUUUCCGAAAUUUGUCACGCCUCGUCAGAAUUAACAGCAAACAACACCCUAGACAAAGUAGUUCACGAUUGCGAGAAACGAAAUAGUAUUACAGACGCGGAAAACUGCAAAGAGCGUAAACCAAAUACAGGAAAUUUGUGUAACAACAACGGUGAUCUUGCAUCGAACGUCAAGCAUAAAUCGGUGCGGGAGGCAUUAUUGAAAAACAACGAUCCCGUUUCGUCAAAUCACAGCGGUCUUGCGAAUAUAUCGUUAAUAAAAUCGUCCAGCGACAAUGACAAAGAUUCGAACAAAGAUCCGGAUAUCAAUUUGUCAACAGAAAACAAAUCAACAUUUCUGUCCGAAGACUCGUCGAGUGCUUCAACCUCGGUACAUUGUACCGACGAGACUGAUAACGCGAAAGGACCUUUAAAUCUAUUAGACAAUAAUAACAAAAAUUCACUUGAAAUUGCGGAUGACAAAAACGAGUCGUUUGUCUCGUCCGAAUCUAUUUGUAAGAUGUCAACGUUGCAAGACGCGGGAUGCAGCAGCUCUUCCUCGCGUUACAGUGAUACCGCUAGUACAAGUAAGCCAUUUAAACUGCCAAUUUUAGAAAAGAUACCGAAAACCGUUCACCCGCCCGAUGUCGAGGAGAACGCGGUUGCGCUCUUAGAGCCGUCGUACGCCAGACAAGACCAAUUAGAGGAAGUUCGUUGCCUAGAUCUGGAGCCUCGUUCGUCGAACAGCAGCGAGGAAAGUAAUUCGGACAUCGAGUCUCAGCAAGCGAGUACAAGUCACAGCGAUAUGAAAAAAAGACAGUGCAGACCUAAUGGAGUUAUAGCGAAGGAGGGAGAUUAUUAUCAGCUUUGGCGCAGCACAGGCGGCCGCACGUCUCCCGAGUCUCUGUACGACACUCUUUAUCCAACGCCGCCGCCGCUCCCACCGAGAGCGACGCAUCGGCCGUUGCACAGAAGUAACGCUUUACCGAGCAGCGCGCCGGAAUUACCUAAGCGACAUCCUCAGAGACAUCCCGCGCCGCUCCAUCCCGAGGAUUGCUUCGGAUUCGAAAUUGUAGACGUCGACGAAGCCAAUCUUAGGUUGAGAACAGCGGUUACCAAGAGCAUCGCGUUACUAAGUUCGCCGAGAUCGCACAGACAACGCGAGAGACCGGAACCGACGUUGCCUAAUCAACUCGAGUGUCCGCCUACGCCUACGCAUCGGCCAAAACCCUUGUGCCCGUUACCCAUAUGCCAAACGUCAAAUGUACCUUUAUCUUCGGAAGAACCUUUACCUCCGUCAUGGGAGGCGAGAAUAGAUAGUCACGGCCGAGUGUUUUAUAUAGAUCACAUCAAUCGCACCACGACGUGGCAAAGACCCAACCUGACGACGCGCAACACCGGUUGCGAUCUGCGUAGACAACAGCUAGACAGACGUUACCAAAGUGUGCGACGCACCAUUUCGCGUCCCGAUAAUAUAGAUCGCGAGACGAGCAGCACAACGAACGGCAAUCCCUUCGAGAGCACCGAGCGACCGAGCGAGCGAACGACCACCGACAGAAGCGAAUCAGAACCGUUCGACAUCACCACGAUACCGCCAGUAUUGUUUUUAACACGACCCGAUUUCUUCACCGUGUUGCACACCAACGUGGACGCGAUGGAACUGUACAAUCGCAAUCCAAGUUUGAAGCACAUGAUCAGCAGAGUGAGAAGAGAUCCGAUAGUUUUUCCGAGAUACGAGCACAAUAGAGACCUGGUUGCCUUAAUUAAUUUCUUCGCCGAUCCGAGCAAAGAGUUGCCGAGAGGAUACGAAUCGAAGCUCGACAGAACAGGCAAAAGAUUCUUCAUAUGUCACGCGAGAAAGGCCACUUCCUUCAUCGAUCCUCGAUUGCCAACCGAACCCGCGCAUUCGCGAACAAUGCUCGAUGAAGCUCCCGUUCCGCCACCCAGGCCGCAGCAAUCGCCCGUGACUGCCACUCCCGACAUACCGGUAGCUUACAACGACAAAGUAGUCGCUUUUCUACGUCAGCCUAAUAUAAUCGACAUUCUGAAGGAGAGAAGUUACUCGAUAGCACAGAAUACCGUGCUGCGGGAGAAAAUUAAUACCAUAAGAGUCGAAGGAACGACAGCGUUGCAGAGACUGAGUCACGACGUCCCUCUGGCAUUAUUGCUGAGUUUAUUCGAACAAGAAAUAAUGUCGUAUGUACCUGGUAGUAUCGGUAGAUCCCCGCUUGGCAGUCCACACGCAUCGCCUGGGCUUACAAGGGCUUCUGCCAGAGCGCCAGCGCCGCACAGGAGGGACUUCGAAGCUAAACUUCGAACGUUUUACCGAAAGUUGGAGAGUAAAGGUUACGGACAGGGACCGGGCAAAUUGAAGUUGCAUAUUAGAAGAGAACAUUUGCUUGAAGACGCUUUUACACGAAUAAUGGCCGCGUCGAAGAAGGAUCUGCAGAAAGGAAAAUUAGUGGUAAUCUUCGAUCACGAAGAGGGAUUGGAUUACGGCGGACCGUCUCGAGAAUUUUUCUUUCAUUUGUCGCGCGAACUAUUCAAUCCUUAUUACGGACUGUUCGAAUAUUCGGCUAAUGAUACUUACACGGUGCAAAUAUCGCCGAUGUCGGCUUUUGUGGACAACUACAACGACUGGUUUAGAUUUUCCGGCAGAGUUCUGGGCCUGGCGUUGGUGCACCAGUACUUGCUUGACGCGUUCUUCACGAGGCCAUUUUACAAAGCGCUUCUGAGGAUACCGGCGAGUUUGAGCGACCUGGAGAGCUUGGAUCAGGAGUUUCAUCAGAGUUUGAUGUGGAUAAAGGAGAAGGACAUAAGUAUCGAACCGUUGGAACUGACCUUCUCGGUGACGGAAGAACUGCUGGGUCGAGUCGCCGAGCGCGAGCUGAAACCAGGCGGAAGAAACAUCCCCGUCACCGAGAAGAACAAGAAGGAGUAUCUCGAGAAAGUGGUGCGCUGGCGUCUCGAACGCGGCGUAGCGGAACAGACGGAUUCAUUAGUGCGCGGUUUUUACGAGGUGGUGGACGCGCGACUGGUGUCCGUCUUCGAUGCUCGUGAAUUGGAACUUGUUAUCGCGGGCGCGGCCGAGAUCGAUCUCAACGAUUGGCGAACGCACACCGAAUACAGAAGCGGCUAUCACGACGCGCAUCCGGUUGUGGAGUGGUUCUGGAGUAGCAUAAGCCGAUUCACUAACGAGCAACGUUUGCGACUGUUGCAAUUCGUGACCGGCACCUCGAGCAUUCCGUACGAGGGAUUCGCAGCCUUGCGGGGAUCCACGGGACCGAGAAAGUUCUGCAUCGAGAAAUGGGGAAGACCGAACAGCUUACCGAGGGCGCACACGUGUUUCAAUCGCCUGGAUCUUCCGCCGUAUCCUACGCCCGAGAUUUUAUACGAGAAGCUGUUGCUGGCUGUUGAGGAAACGAACACAUUCGGCAUAGAAUGAAGCGUCGAGUUUUCGAAUUCCGAUUACAGAGAGUUCGUACAAUCGAUAGAGAAUUUUGACGAAUCGUGCUGAGGAAAAUAGAAGAUUUUAUACCGAUCUCCGCCAAGCCUGUGCAAUUUUUAUGACAAUGCAAUUUGUCUCGCUCGGACAACAAAAUUUAUGGUUUCGAGUGGUUUUUUUUUUUUUUUUUUUUUAAUCCC
Pseudomyrmex gracilis is the source of this 4676-nucleotide messenger RNA. It is a transcript of the gene Hecw, whose product is annotated as E3 ubiquitin-protein ligase HECW2. Gene Ontology annotation, biological process: regulation of dendrite morphogenesis. The transcript has 10 exons. The coding region runs from base 541 to 4476 and encodes 1311 amino acids. The record is from RefSeq and is a predicted model, not a curated record. Lineage: Eukaryota; Metazoa; Arthropoda; Insecta; Hymenoptera; Formicidae. Gene Ontology annotation, molecular function: ubiquitin-protein transferase activity; protein binding.